This is a messenger RNA of Daucus carota subsp. sativus, 1259 nucleotides long. RefSeq names its product stem-specific protein TSJT1. The transcript is spliced from 3 exons. NCBI's taxonomy places the organism in Eukaryota, Viridiplantae, Streptophyta, Magnoliopsida, Apiales, Apiaceae. Bases 221 to 1015 code for a protein of 264 amino acids. The record is from RefSeq and is a predicted model, not a curated record.
ACACGUACUCUUGUAGAUAAACACAACUACUUUUUUGCAUCUGUAACUCUGUUUCUCCUCCCCUGCAUCUCUCCCUAUAUAUAGUCUCGCAGAUUGUAGGUAAUACUCACAUUCACAUCAUUAUUAUUCAUUGCCAUUUGUUUGUUUUAGAUCUUGCUUCAAAAAAUCUGUGCUUUCUUUUAAAAAAAAUCUGUGUGUUGUUCUUGAAAUUGUGACAAAAAUGUUGGGAAUAUUCAACAAGGAGUUGGUGAAUGCACCAAAGGAGCUCAACAGCCCUCUUCCUCCAAUGGAAGGUUCUGCCAAGAGGGUGACUCAGAAGCCCAAACAAGUGGAUCCUCAAGAGUGUUUGAAGGGGUUCUUGUCAGCUCAUUCAAAUGCUUUCUCUCUUUCCUUUGCAAACAAUGGAGCUGCUCUUGCUUUUGCUCCUCCUGCUCACCCUAAUCAAAGGUUGUUCAGUGGAGUGGAUGACAUAUACUGUUCUUUCUUGGGGAGUUUGAACAAUUUGAGUAGCCUUAACAAGCAGUAUGGUCUGUCAAAGUGUGGGAAUGAGGCCUUGUUUGUGAUCGAGGCCUACAAGACUCUGCGCGAUAGGGGUCCGUACCCUGUGCACCAGGUUCUUAAGGAUCUUGAGGGCAGUUUUGGAUUUGUGCUGUUUGACACUAAGGCCAGUACUGUGUUUGUUUCUUUGAGUGGUGAUGGAGGAGUCAAGCUCUUCUGGGGCAUUGCUUCUGAUGGUUCUGUCAUGAUUUCGGAUGAUUUGGACCUCAUCAAAGCCAGUUGUGCUAAAUCUUUCGCCCCUUUCCCUACCGGGUGCAUGUAUCAUAGUGAAGGAGGAUUGAUGAGUUUCGAGCACCCUACAAACAAAUUGAUGGCAAUGCCGAGGGUAGACAGUGAGGGGCUCAUGUGUGGAUCAAACUUUAAAGUUGAUGUUUACUCCAAGACCAAAAGCAUGCCAAGGGUUGGUAGUGAAGCCAAUUGGGCUGCCGUUUGGGGACAACAAGCCGAGCACUUGUAACUUCUAUCAUCAUCAUCAUCUUCUCGUGUGCUUAUGGAUUAAUGGCUGAAGACAUUAAAAUUGUUGAUCUAACUAGUUAGCAAAACAAUGUUCUUUAAUCAAGUUGUUUUUCUCUAUCAUUUAUCUUUUUUUUGCUCUGCAAGUUGUCCUAAAUUUGUUGGCUUUUGCCUUCUGUAAAUAAGUUCUGAGAAUGCAAGCUUUUGAUAUUUGACAAGUGAUCAAUUUAUAUGACCAUUUCAUACUA